AUGGAGGGGGACGCCGCCGUGACGGGGCUGGGGAAUGGUGGCGCCGCCGCCCAGGUGGACGGGAAGGUGCUGCAGACGUUCCAGAAGAGCUUCGUGCAGGUGCAGAACAUCCUCGACCAGAACCGCCUGCUGAUCAACGAGAUCAACCAGAAUCACGAGUCGAAGAUCCCCGACAACCUCACCCGCAACGUCGGCCUGAUCCGGGAGCUCAACAACAACAUUCGCAGGGUCGUUGACCUCUACGCAGACCUCUCCACCUCCCUCUCCAAGUCCGUGGAGACCUCAUCGGAGGACAACUCCGCCGCCCGCCCCGCCGGCAAGAGAGUCCGCCCUGCCUGA
Messenger RNA from Spirodela intermedia, 339 nucleotides. NCBI's taxonomy places the organism in Eukaryota, Viridiplantae, Streptophyta, Magnoliopsida, Alismatales, Araceae. The record is from the annotation of a GenBank genome assembly.